Molecule: messenger RNA, 3750 nt
Organism: Effrenium voratum
Lineage: Eukaryota; Dinophyceae; Suessiales; Symbiodiniaceae
Source: the annotation of a GenBank genome assembly
AUGCUGGCCGCUAGGCUGAGCGGGUCCUUUUCCAUUGCCUUCUUUGGGAACAGCCUGGUGGCGAUCCUGGCUGGGGAGAUUGGGCAGUACACCGCGGACAAGCUGCCGCUGACGCAGCUCUCGGGCAGUGGCCCGGCGGAAAACACAUUCAAGCCGCGGGCGGUGAAGCGGCAAGCGGUGCAGCGCGUCCACUACGGGGGCUACACCGCGCCCUUCGUGACGGCCAACCUCUUCCUGGUCCUAUGCCUCUUUCUGCUGAUGGGCACGUGGUCCGAGAACUAUGGCCAGGUCGGAAAGGAUGUUGACCAGAAAACUGACGGCCUCAUGGGAGCAUUCAACUUGAUCAUGGGCCAACCUUUGAUCGCACUUUGUGGACUUGUUUGUUGCCUUUUCGAAUCAUCUAUGUUCAUUUUUGUCUUCAAUUGGACGCCUGUGCUUAUGGAGGAGGGGGAGCCGGACCCACCCUUCGGCCACAUCUUUUCUGGAUUCAUGAUCAUGUGCAUGUUAGGCAGCCGAUUGUUCUCCAUGGCCAGCCACAGCUUCACCAACGAGAGGAUAGGCAUGUACGUGCUCUUUGUGGCCGCAGCGUGCCACGCCAGUGUUCUCCUCACAGAGUCUGUUCCUGUGCGCUUGCUGGCAUUCUUUCUCUUUGAGAUGUGUGUUGGCAUGUACUUCCCGAUGAUGGGCACCAUGAAGGGCCAGAUCGUCCCUGAGUCCAAGCGGGCCACCAUCUACAACAUCUACCGGGUGCCACUGAACGCCAUCGUGGUGGCCACGCUGAUGCUGAAGCUGGGCGCGGGGGUCUCGUUCUUCAUCACGAGCUUGAUGCUGGUGGUUGCAGCUGGGGCCCAGGCGCGCAUCAUUGGGAUGGGAGGAGCUCGCCCGGCGACGCAGCCGGCACCGAUGGAGGAGGAGGAGGAGGAGGAGGAGGAGGAGCAGCUGCUGAUGAAAGUUGGAAAGCCCGCAGGGGAAGAGGCGUACAUGUUGGCAACGGCAGGGGUGGACGGAGUGCUACAGGCCGGCCUCGGCAUGCUGCUCAUGCUCUUCAUCGCUGGGACUGUGCUGGAGGUGCGCCUUGUGCUGUGGAGCUCCCCCGUUUUGCUCUUUGUGACGUUGUCCAUGCUGGCGAUGGCUGGCUCCAUGAUGGGGUAUUUGAUCUGCCUGCUGUGCCCCAGCGCACGCUUCGCCAGCAGCGUGGCCCAGUUCACCCUGGCCUGGGCCAUCUUCGCGGCGCCCACGGCGCCGGUUGGCCCGGUAGUGCCGGCAGCCGGGAAGCAGUAUUGGACUGAGCUGGCGCUUCCUGUGAUCCCGGCGUACCGCGCCUUCUUCGAGCUGACGGCUGCCUGCGUCAAGGGCCGCUGCAUGGCGCUGGAGGAUGUGACCAGUGCGCUGCAGCAUGGCAGGUGGGCGGCGCCUCACGCCUUGUUCUUCGGUGCUGACGGCGGCCCAGAAUGGGAAAUGAACCCGGCGGAGUCUUUGAUCAGCUUCCUGGGGAUGACAGCGGUUCAGAUUAGCGGAGGAAUCCUCUUGAUGAUCCUGCUUGACAGGCGGCAGUACCCAGCACUGAGCCACUCUGGCGCUGCGGACCCAGAGGUCCUGGGUCCCAAGACGCUGCUCCAAGUCAAGGGUCUGCUCCACAGCUAUGGUUGGCUGACCGGAAGGCGGCAAGCAGAAACUCUAACGCUGAAGGGCGUGAGCUUUAAGAUUGAGCGCGGCGAGAUGCUUGGCUUGCUGGGGCCCAAUGGCGCUGGCAAGACGACCGCCAUCCGAUGCAUCACUGGCGAGGAGGCGCCCAAAGAAGGCUCGGUCUCCAUCGGCUCAGAGGUGCCCGGCGGUGCAUGUAUCGGCCUAUGCCCGCAGGACACUGUCAUCAAUGGGGACUUGACCGUCUUUGAGAACUUGCUGUUCUUUGCUCAUGUACGAGGCGUGAGCGGGGACGCCGCCCGCCGGGCGGUGGCCGAGAUCCUGCGGGCCACGCGCCUUGAGGAGAAGCAGCACGCGCUGCCCGACGCGCUGAGCGGCGGCAUGCGCCGCCGCCUGGCGGUGGGCUGCGCCAUGAUCGGGGUGCCCUCGGUGGUGAUCCUGGACGAGCCCACCACCGGCCUCGACCCGGUGAGCCGCCGCGGCAUCUGGGAGACCAUCGCGGAGGUCGCGCCGGGCGCGGCUUUUGUGCAGGUUGGCCCAGGCUGGGCGAUGGAGCGCAGAGCGGGUUCCAGCUUUGCCCUGGUCUUCUUGACGCGCGCAAGGAUCAUGCUGUACGCCCCUUCACAAGCGCCCGUUUCCAUGAAUGAGGGCACCAGCCAAGCUGGCGGGCAGGCAGCCGCCGCCCUGGCCGCGGCCUUCGCCGUGCCGCAGCGGAGACGCUGUGCACUGCGCGCGGAGCCGGCGGAGCCAGAGGUCGUAGAUGCCGAAGGUGACGUGAACUUGGAUUCCUUCAGUGAGAUGACGCCUUACGGCGUCUACCGCAGCCCGCCAGCGCGAAUUUUCGAGGGCACCGAUGAGGUGGAUGUCUCGAAGAAGGAAGAGCGGCCGGCGGGCUCCAGCGAGGACAACACCUACUUCUGGAAAAUGACGCAGGACAAGAGAUUUAUUGAGGUGAUCGUGCCGGUGGACGACUGGGUGGAGGCCAAGGAUGUGGUCUACCGCAUCGGCGAGGAGCCGGAGGAUCCGAGCCGCGGCCCGACCCUGGAGCUGGGGUUCCGUUACAAAGAUGAAGAUGGCCGCUUCAAAGAGCAUCUUCUCAUCGACGGCCAGAUCUUGAAUGCUGUACGGAGGGAGGAGUCCUUCUGGAUUUUGGACGACAUGGUCGGCGUGAAGGUCAUCAUUCUCACUCUCUCCCGGCCGCGGAUGAGGAGGCAGCGGCACGAUCCCAUCCUGCGAAGGAAGACCGAGGAGGAGAGGAUAGAUCCUCAAACAUGGGAUGCGCUUCUGGUUGAAGACCGAAUCAGACCAGACAUCACGAACAAGGUCUUCAUGGACUUGGAGUUUGAGGGUGAGCCCGCAGGGCGUUUGGAAAUCGGGCUGUUCGGCGCUUUGCUGCCGAAGACGGUGGAGAAUUUCCGGGGCCUUUGCAACGGGCAGUACGUUGAUCAAGAAGGAAAGGAGCAGAAAUCUGCCUUCUGCUACAAGGGCUCGAGCUUCGGGCACAUCAUGGGCAACCACAUCAUGUCAGCAGGCAAUGCUGGGCUGGAUCUUGAACUGAUAGAGUUUACUCCUGACGAGCUUGUCGACUACUACCAGUUCUUCAAGGACUUUGACCGGUCGCCGGAGACCGUCGGGAAGGUGCUGAAGGGCUGGGUGAUCCGCUGGGGCGCCGACCUGGGCCUGGGCGAGGACGCCUUUGGCAAGAUCAGGAAGGAGGGCCAGGCCACAGAUUCUGACAGCAAGGGCGAGCUCAAGGAGAUCUCGGAGAUCAUGGAGAAGUUGAUCGAGAAGGGCGAGGGCGCCAAGAUCUGGUUCUACAAGCCAGAAUGGGAGAAGGGAUGUGACAUGAAGGGUGGCUUCUUUCCGGCUGAGGGGUUCAAGGUCCCUCACAUGAAGCGUGGCAUGCUGACCAUGGACAGGCACGAGACGCAGGAUUAUCAAGGCUCUGUGUUCUUCAUUACCCUGAAGGAGUUCCCCCAGAUGGACCAGCGAUGGGUCUGCUUUGGGGAGAUCCUCUCGGGCCUGGAGCUCCUGGAUCAGAUGGAGGAGCAAUACGAGGGGUUUGCCGAGAAGGUCACAAUCGCUGACUGCGGGGACCUGUCUUGA